Molecule: messenger RNA, 659 nt
Organism: Melanaphis sacchari
Lineage: Eukaryota; Metazoa; Arthropoda; Insecta; Hemiptera; Aphididae
Gene: mRpL51
Product: 39S ribosomal protein L51, mitochondrial
Exons: 2
Coding region: 113-601 (162 amino acids)
Biological process (GO): translation
Cellular component (GO): mitochondrial large ribosomal subunit
Molecular function (GO): structural constituent of ribosome
Source: RefSeq, a predicted model, not a curated record
AACGUGUUUUCCAAAAUAUUAAACUAUAUGUUUUUAAAUUUCUAACUUCCAAGAUAAAUAAAUAUUUAAGUUUAUUCUUCCUUCAACAAAAUAGGAAUUCACAAUAUAAGUAAUGAUGCAAACAUUAGUAAAUACGCUGAAAUUUUCAUUUUCAAAAAUUAAUAUACAACCAGUUCGUCAUCGAUAUUGGAAAGACCAACAAGGUGCUCGACCAUUAAUUCGACGAUAUGGUUAUAAUGAUGAUAAAAUUCUCCAAUCUGGGUUAUUGCCACGAUCAGCCGAUGAAAAAAAUAAAUUACCAAUGCCCAUAUAUAGACCCAAAGAUGUUUGGAAUGAACGCAGAGCUCUUUUUGGACAAAACGACUACAUUGAUAUUUUAGGAGAUGAAUCUGUGCAUCCUGUCAGAGUACUAUACAAUGUACCAUCGUGGUUGAGAGGCGUAAAAGGCAAUGAGUUUCAAAUAUUAUUAAGGAAAAGAAAAAUGUUACAACACGGUGUGUAUCCAUUGGCUAGACCUACAAAAUGGAGCCUAAUGCAAAAACGAAUCAAAUAUUUGUAUACUUUCUUGAAUAGAAAAACUAGAACUGGAAUGGAAAAAUAAUUAUUUAAUUUGUUAAACAAUAUAAAAUAUUAGUAUUUAAAAUUAUUUAUAUUUAACU